GCAAUAGCAACCUGUAAACAACCGCUAGAUGUUUUCACUUUCUUUUUUGGGGAAGCAAUACCCAAGUUGUGAGAGCAGUCAGACAUUUCAGAUUAAUCUUCCACACUCGGAUCAUUUUUAUGGAAGACAAGGAGGCAACACGCACCUGCGGCCAGUGCCACAAAGAGGUUGCUGAAGCCAACUUCGCUCUACAUGAGACGCACUGCAGCCGAUUCCUAUGUGUCUGUCCGGACUGCAAUGAAUCAGUUCCCAGGGAUCAGCUGAAGGAGCACAGAGAGGAACAGCAUGCAGAGGUGAGCUGCUCCAAGUGCAACAAGAAGAUGGAACGUUGUCAGCUGAUGGAUCAUGAGGCUGAUGAGUGUGUGGAGCGUCUGCAGGCAUGCCAGUUUUGUGACCUGGAGGUGCCAUCGAAGGAGCUGGACGGACACAGCUUGGUGUGUGGGAGCCGCACUGAGCUCUGCAGAGACUGCGGCUGUUACGUCAGACUGAGAGACCAACCCAGUCAUGGCUUGACCUGCUCAGUCACUGAGAAGUCAUCAAGUCCCCUACAAGCGACCAGCAGGGCACUCAAAGAGACAGAAAUAUCAGUGAAUUGUACCAGAUGUAUGGCAUCAUUUCCAGUUGCUGAUAUCGACGAGCAUGAGAUGGAGUGUAUUACAACAACCAGGUGGGAAUAUGAAGUCGAAAAGCAGUCAAAGGGAGCAUCAGAGGAGGAGUUGGAGGAGGAAUCAGAGGAGGAGUCGGAGGAUGAGGUUGAUUUCUCAAAAAAGGGGGGCACUCCUCAGCUGAUGACCACCAACAAGGAAUUAAACUUCUCAGACAGACCCAGCCGUGGCCCCUGGAUCAAUGGAGGCGACCCAGAUCAAAUCAGUUCAUGCCCACAUUGUCAUCUGGCUCUGCCCGUCUCCACACUGCAGUGGCACGAGGUGAAGUGCAGACGUCACAUAUGUUUGAACUAGAGACAGAGCUCCUCAGAAUGGAAAAGCUGCCCCCAAGAGCUUUGAUCAACACCAUAGGAGAGCAUACAGGCUUUGCAAGUGCACGUUUCAAACAGAUCUUUAGGGUUUCUUCUGAUGCUUUUAUUAAUGUUUACAUUUUUUGUUUGUUCUUGAAUUAAAGUACUUUACUCUUCAUCUAAGUAAAUUUCACAUUCCUGAUACUUACAGUCUAUUAAUUACAAGCACGGCCACUUAACUUUCAUGCUAACCACUUAUCCAUCGUAUUCACAGUUUCCACUGCUGUGUGGAAAAUUCUCAUGAUAACUCUAAAAUGUUUUUAUGCUCAUAUCAUGUUAAUAUUUCGGCAGUGGCGAUCACCUCAUCUUUGUUAGAUGUGCACAAAGCAGAGGAAGAGGGGACUGAUGGGAAACGUGUGCUAGAAGGUGCAGAAUUCUGUAUUCAUGGGAGUGCCCAUGAAUCACUAACAUGCUUCCACAGCUACAGUGUGAUGCAUUCACUGACCUUUCCACGCCGAAGGAUAUUUACAUGUAUGUGAGGCUUAGUCUAUCGCUGACACCCAGAGCUCUGUGCACACUUUUGCCUGUUACCCUGUUAAGACUGCAAGCCUGAGGACUUUGAGUUGCGUGUUUGAAGUACUUCCAUGAAUACCAAUUGGUGAAAUGAUAUGAUUUUUUUUUUUUUUUUAAACACUUCUUUACAAAUGAAUAUACACUUAAUGUGUAACCUACAUGAUCUUCCGCUGUGAGAUUUUUAAAGUUUAUCCUCACAUUUAAACCAAAGGUGUCCUAAA
This is a messenger RNA of Oreochromis niloticus (Nile tilapia), 1749 nucleotides long. It is a transcript of the gene xaf1, whose product is annotated as XIAP associated factor 1. Gene Ontology annotation, cellular component: mitochondrion. NCBI's taxonomy places the organism in Eukaryota, Metazoa, Chordata, Actinopteri, Cichliformes, Cichlidae. The record is from RefSeq and is a predicted model, not a curated record. The transcript is spliced from 7 exons. Bases 120 to 959 code for a protein of 279 amino acids. Gene Ontology annotation, molecular function: zinc ion binding.